This is a messenger RNA of Lentinula edodes (shiitake mushroom), 1278 nucleotides long. RefSeq lists its product as uncharacterized. The record is from RefSeq and is a predicted model, not a curated record. NCBI's taxonomy places the organism in Eukaryota, Fungi, Basidiomycota, Agaricomycetes, Agaricales, Omphalotaceae. The coding region runs from base 1 to 1278 and encodes 425 amino acids. The transcript has 5 exons.
AUGAAACAGCCACUUCGUCGCUUCUCUUUCAGACCUUUCGCUGUGCAACUCCAUUUAGAGCAUAAUGAUACGCUUUCCUCUAUUCAAGAACGCGAGAAGAAGGAACAGGCAACCGCGGCGCUUUCCAAACGGGUCGUUAAACCCAUUAGCUCUAGUUCGGACAAACGCGCAAAACAGUCGGCUUUGUUAGUUCGAGGCUUGAUCGUUGGCCCGACCGCUUCCUCUCCGAAACUCUCCUCUGCCGUCGCAAAGCCACAGAUGGGUAAACUCAAGUCACAACUGAUGCAGGCCAAAUCCGCGAACAAGAUCAUCGCGCACUUGCGGACUUUAUCUGCAGACAGUGCGGAACCCAAACCAACUGGUCCAAUACAUGCAGUUUGCCUCGCCCAUCCGGACGGUGAGGAGCACGAUCUACAUUUCUCCAAGCUUGGUACGACAACACCUCCAAGCGUAUCAUCCUUUGCUGUGAUGAAUAGUGCGCCAUUAGAGGCGCUUUCAUCCUUAUUCAACGAAAUGCAUGUCAUCGACCUUGUUAAAUCGCCGGAUUUUGGACUCGGACAACCGGGAGACGGAAACGGAAUACUGGCAGGAGCACUUCCCACUGCUGAGACUGUGAUUAAUGGUAUAGAGCAAAUCACACCUCAAUUAAUGGCAUUGGGAUAUGCCACUGGUCGUGCUGUCAUGCCCGACCACACCGGAAUACACCCUCCGAUAGACCGUAUGUCUGUUCUCACGUAUUGGUGGGGUUUGGAAGUAGUACUCCCACCGCCUUCUCUAGUUUAUCUCGCGAAUGCCCAAUCCAUUUCCGGCUCUGUCGUCAAUUUCCUAACAGCCCUCGCCGUGAUCAACAACGGGGUCCGUGAAAUCCUUCCCUUCGUUCGCUACAUAUCGCAAUUCAUCGAUUUCGAGUUCAAGGCUAUUCAGGCGCAGGACAUGGGUAAAGGCGUUGUUUGCGCGGCUACUUGGAUUAUGCCUGCAGCCAUGGUACCCCGGCCCUGGGAUUUCCCACCGCCUAAACCGAAGCUAGUUUCAAAGCCUACUGUCCCAACUGAAGUUGAAGCCUUACCGCCAGUCAGCCCAAAGUCUUCCAAGCCCGACGAAUCUAUUCCUGCAGAAACUUCGCCGUUUUCACCUCCUGCAAUGUCUCUACCUGCAAAGCCCCAUGCCACACCGAUCGCGCCGACACUGUCUAUUCCUGCAAUAUCAGCCAAUUCUACCGUGAUCAGUACAGCGACGCAAGGUUCCCCUGUGGUCCAGCCAUCAAUUUCUGCAGUUUAG